GUUAAGGACUCUUGUAUAUGAGGUUCUCCGCCCUUGUUAGUGCAGCAUUGAGAGGACCUGAGUGAAGGCAUGCAAGCUCUGAAUUCUCUCUCAUGGCUCCAAAAUACGCUCCAAGUCUUCGAGCCCAGCUUCCACCUGUGGCUCUUCUUCUGCAAAUCGCUUUUAUUGUCAUCUUUGCUUUUUGUGUAGAAAUAAAGGACUAUGAGAAGGAAAAGAAAGAAAUAUUCAUGUAUUCAUAUGCAAAGUUCCAGGAUAUCCAUGUGAUGGUAUUUCUUGGUUUUGGCUUCUUGGGUACGUUCCUGGUGCGCUAUGGUUUCAGCAGCUCGGCGUUCAGCCUGCUGGUUGCUGCCAUGGCCGUGCAAUGGGCCACCAUCCUCAAUGGCUUUCUGCUGUCUUACAGUUUCAACUGGAAUAUCCAAAUCAAUUUAAAAAAUUUGGUAGACGCUGAGCUGUGCGCAGCUUCGGCUCUCGUGGCUAUGGGCGCCAUCCAUGGAAAAACCAACCCCGCCCAACUUCUAAUAUUCACUCUGAUCGAGGUCACAGGGUUUGUGCUCAACCAGUGGCUCAUAAAAACAAUAUACAAGAUACAGACACAUUGGGUGUACAACCUCGCGCUCAUCAACAUCUUCGGUGCUCUGUUUGGCAUGAUGACAUCGUUCCUGCUUUUCAGGAGCAAGAUGCAGCCAAAGCACGAGAAAGAGAAGGUCAACAAGACAACGGGCCUCUUUGCCAUGUUUGGGACUUUGUUCCUGUGGAUGUUCUGGCCCAGUUUUAACUCGGUGCUGGAGCAGAACUUCAGUGUACUGUGCAGCACGUAUCUGUCUCUGGCUGUCAGCGCCAUCACAGCCACGGCCGUAUCUGUGCUCUCCAGCUCUAAAGGCAAGAUCAACUUGGUGCAUAUCCAGAGCUCCAUGCUGGCUGGUGGCAUUGCUGUUGGUGCCGUCGUGACCUCAACUCCUGCUCCCUGGAUCGCCAUGACGAUUGGUUUCUGUGCUACUCUUUUGUCAACUCUGGGAUUUCGAUAUUUGAAGGACCAUAUGCUAUUUGCUUUUAAUGUCCACGAUACUGUCGGUGUCCUGAGUGUUCAUGCAGUGCCGGGAAUUCUGGGAUGGUUUGCUCAACUCGUCUUGCAACUGAUCAAUAUCAGCCACAGCACAACUGCUGUCCAGUUUGCAGUGCAUCACAUCUGUAUUUUGCUCAUCACAGUCUCUGUGAGUAUGGUGUUGGGUCUUUUCACAGGACUGCUUUUGAAAUGGAACAUCUGGAAACCUCAGCAGGACAGGAAGUGCUAUGAUGACCAGGCCUUCUGGGAGUUCCCACACCUGGUGGUGCACAAGUGAGACAAAUGUCAAAGACCCCAAAAGGAAAAACUGGAAGAACAUAAGGACUUGUGUCUGCGUUUUCUUGUUUGUGUGUGCACACUAGUUUGAAGUAAACCUGCUCAGUCGGAUGAAAAUGCAUGCAGCUAAUCUGCCGAAUCUGCAGGUAACACUGCUGAAACUGUAUGGUGAUGAAGGUCACUGUUCUUAUCACGUUAUUUUCAAAAUGCUUUAUGAUGUUACUUCAUACACUACCGUUCAAAAGUUUGGGGCCACCCAGACAAUUUUGUGUUUUCCAUGAAAAGUCACACUUUUAUUUACCACCAUAAGUUGUAAAAUGAAUAGAAAAUAUAGUCAAGACAUUUUUCUGGCCAUUUUGAGCAUUUAAUCGACCCCACAAAUGUGAUGCUCCAGAAACUCAAUCUGCUCAAAGGAAGGUCAGUUUUAUAGCUUCUCUAAAGAGCUAAACUGUUUUCAGCUGUGCUAACAUGAUUGUACAAGGGUUUUCUAAUCAUCCAUUAGCCUUCUGAGGCAAUCAGCAAACACAUUGUACCAUUAGAACACUGGAGUGAUAGUUGCUGGAAAUGGGCCUCUAUACACCUAUGGAGAUAUUGCACCAAAAACCAGACAUUUGCAGCUAGAAUAGUCACUUACCACAUUAGCAAUGUAUAGAGUGGAUUUCUGAUUAGUUUAAAGUGAUCUUCAUUGAAAAGAACAGUGCUUUUCUUUCAAAAAUAAGGACAUUUCAAAGUGACCCCAAACUUUUGAACGGUAGUGUACAGUGGUGCUUGAAAGUUUGUGAACCCUUUAGAAUUUUCUAUAUUC
Neoarius graeffei (lesser salmon catfish) is the source of this 2144-nucleotide messenger RNA. It is a transcript of the gene rhd, whose product is annotated as Rh blood group, D antigen. Gene Ontology annotation, molecular function: ammonium channel activity. Gene Ontology annotation, cellular component: plasma membrane. The coding region runs from base 93 to 1340 and encodes 415 amino acids. NCBI's taxonomy places the organism in Eukaryota, Metazoa, Chordata, Actinopteri, Siluriformes, Ariidae. Gene Ontology annotation, biological process: ammonium transmembrane transport; ammonium homeostasis. The transcript has 10 exons. The record is from RefSeq and is a predicted model, not a curated record.